AGCAAAUGGACUUCCUGGGAGCAGCCACUGUUGUCCUCCUGGUUUGCAUUGCUUGCCUGCUAUCCUUCACAGCAUGGAGAGGGAGGUCUGGAAAGGGGAAGAUGCCUCCAGGACCGGCUCCCCUUCCCAUCCUAGGUAAUGUGCUGCAAGUGAAACCAAAGAACUUGGCCAAAACCCUCCAGAAGCUCAGUGAAGAGUAUGGACCAGUGUUCACAGUGCACUUGGGCUCUGACCCAGUGGUGGUGCUGCACGGACAUGAUGCGGUGAAAGAAGCCUUGGUUGAUCACACGGACGAGUUUGCUGCCAGAGGACACAUGCCAAUAGGAGACAGGGCUAACAAUGGAUUAGGGAUUGUUUUUAGCAACAACAAGGAGUGGUUACAAGUCCGGCGGUUUGCUCUCAGUACUCUGCGCAACUUUGGAAUGGGGAAAAGGAGCAUUGAAGAGAGGAUCCAGGAGGAAACUGAGUACUUGCUGGAAGAGAUCAACAAAACAAAGGGAACACCUUUUGACCCAACCUUCAUGCUGAGCUGUGCUGUCUCCAAUGUCGUAUGCUCCAUCAUCUUUGGGAAACGAUUUGACUACAAAGACAAGAAGUUCCUGGCCCUGAUGAGCAACAUGAACAACACCUUCGAGAUGAUGAACUCCCCAUGGGGACAGCUCUACCAGAUGUUCUCAAAGAUCCUGGAUUACUUGCCUGGCCCACACAACAAAAUAUUCACAGAAUUUGAUGCUCUAAAAGCCUUUGUGUCAGAGGAGGUGAAGAUGCACCAAGCCUCCCUAGAUCCCAGCUCCCCCCAGGAUUUCAUUGACUGCUUCCUCAGAAAAAUGCAGGAGGAGAAAGAGCAUCCCAAUUCCAGUUUCCACAUGAAGAACCUGAUAACCAGCACCUUCGACUUGUUCAUUACCGGAACUGAGACAAUUAGCACCACUGUAAGAUAUGGGCUUCUGCUUCUUCUCAAAUACCCGAAGAUGCAAGAGAAAGUUCAAGAAGAGAUUGAUCAGGUAGUGGGACGAUCACGAAGACCUUGUGUGGCUCAUCAGACCCAGAUGCCCUACACAGAUGCAGUGGUCCAUGAAAUCCAGCGCUUCAUCUCCCUCAUCCCCCUGGGUCUCCCUCACACUGUGACCAAAGACACCAGCUUCAGAGAGUACGUCAUUCCCAAGGGCACCACAGUCUUUCCCAUCCUCAGUUCUGUCCUCCAUGACAGUAAAGAGUUUCCAAACCCAAAUGAGUUCAACCCUGGACAUUUCUUGAAUGACAAUGGCACCUUUAGGAAAAGUGAGUUCUUCAUGCCCUUCUCAGCAGGGAAGCGAAUAUGCCCUGGAGAGGGCCUGGCACGCAUGGAGAUAUUCUUACUCAUAACCACCAUCCUGCAGAACUUUACCUUGAAGCCUGUUGUCGACCCCCAGGAACUCAACAUAACCCCAACACUGAGUGGGACAGGCAACGUACCUCCUGCCUACCAGCUCUGUGCUCUCCCCCGCUGAAAAGCACAAAACCUCUCUCCACGGUAUCCUGAGCCUGGCUACUCCUUUACAUCUCCCUUACUAAAACCAACAGCAGAAGCAUUGGCUCACCUUUGCAAGGCCUCCAGGAAGGCAACCCAAACACAGAGUAGAUACAUGCACAGAGUAGACACCUUCAAAGCCUCCCAGAACUGCUCCACUACAUUGCAAGGAGGCCCUGGGUGACAUUGCAGCCUGUGCACUGACGCUCUGUCCACAGGUUCAUUGAGCGCAGUGACUGCAUCAAACAGCUGAUUUUCUCAUAAACAUGGCUCACAUGGCUGCCUGUGACCUGCUUCUCCCACAGCACACGUCCCACCAACGGCAGCACGCUUUGCAGAUGGAUAGCGCUGCUUAUGUGUAUGUUAAUGACCCAGUAAAGAAAAAUCUGUUUAUGA
Molecule: messenger RNA, 1906 nt
Organism: Harpia harpyja (harpy eagle)
Lineage: Eukaryota; Metazoa; Chordata; Aves; Accipitriformes; Accipitridae
Product: cytochrome P450 2C9-like
Exons: 9
Coding region: 6-1490 (494 amino acids)
Biological process (GO): xenobiotic metabolic process
Cellular component (GO): cytoplasm; intracellular membrane-bounded organelle
Molecular function (GO): iron ion binding; oxidoreductase activity, acting on paired donors, with incorporation or reduction of molecular oxygen, reduced flavin or flavoprotein as one donor, and incorporation of one atom of oxygen; heme binding
Source: RefSeq, a predicted model, not a curated record